Molecule: messenger RNA, 1916 nt
Organism: Salvia miltiorrhiza (redroot sage)
Lineage: Eukaryota; Viridiplantae; Streptophyta; Magnoliopsida; Lamiales; Lamiaceae
Product: ABSCISIC ACID-INSENSITIVE 5-like protein 6
Exons: 4
Coding region: 332-1138 (268 amino acids)
Biological process (GO): positive regulation of DNA-templated transcription
Cellular component (GO): nucleus
Molecular function (GO): DNA-binding transcription factor activity
Source: RefSeq, a predicted model, not a curated record
AUUUUGAUGACACAUUUUGGGCUAAGCAUUAUAUUGUCGUUUCCGCAACGGCAUCUUUUCCGGACAAUAAUCUAAUCAUCGUUUUUUUCUCAUUUUCGCAUUAACCAAAAACUAAUCUACACAAAUCCGACACCUCAAACCAAAAUUUUCAAUUCCAACACGUGGAUCCUUCCAACAAGCCCACACAAUACAAAACGAAUCUUGUUUUCCGGCAACAGAUCAUCAGAUCCUCCUCUGCUCCCAGGUUUUGAGGUGUGAGGGAUUGUGUGUUGAUAUCUGAGACUUAGUUGAUUAGGUUUUGAAAUUGGUAGUAGUUUUAGACAAAGUGUGAAUGGGGAUUCAGACAAUGAAUUCUCAUGUGAGUGGUGGAGGGCAGCAAUCUCAUGUACAACAUCCGCUGCAACGGUGCAACUCGUGGUUAGGCCUAACUCUUGACCAAGUUGAGAGGCACUUGUUAGGUAAUUUGGCAAAGCCAUUAGGAAGCAUGAACCUCGACGAGUUGCUCAAGAAAGUGUGGACCACGGACUCUAGCCACUCGUCUGGAAUGGAAAGUGUCGAAACAUCCCCUGCAGCGUCGCUCCAGCGCCAAGCAAGUUGGUCGCUUGCUAGGGCUUUUACCGGGAAGACAGUGAAUGAGGUGUGGAGGGAUAUCCAGCUAGGAUAUAAGAUGAGUAAUGUGGAGGGCUUGCGUAGCCAGACCCUUGGUGAGACAACUUUGGAGGAUUUCUUGGUGAAAGCGGGGAUGUAUGUGUCCAAUGCUCCCAGUGUUUCUAUUGAACCUGUAAUGUCAUUGGAUAGUGCACUCAAGUCCCAUAAAUUCUCAUCUCAAAUGGGCUUGUUGUCUCCUUCGCCUUCAAUUGAUGAGUUGUCAGACACGCCAUUGCCUGGCCGGAAGAGGAUGUCUGGGGAUCUUGAGAAGACCAUUGAGAGGAGGCUAAGACGAAAAAUCAAGAACAGGGAGUCCGCUGCACGCUCACGUGCAAGGAAACAGGCCUACCACAAUGAGUUGGUGACCAAGGUCUCACGACUUGAAGAAGAAAAUUCAAAGCUUAAGAAGGAAAAGGUGGAAAGCACCUCGAGGAGUUCUUCCCUUCAUAUUGUUCUCUGCCAGCAGCUUCUCUUAAAUCAUGCAAAAUAAGCUAAAAGCUUUCUUGUUCUUCAACUCAACUUGUGCUGCGAAUGCUGCAAUAAGUUAACAGCUUCAAACUGGAAAGAACUGAGUUUCGUCCGUGCAUAACUUAUCAGCUAUGUUCUUUCGAGUUAAGCCAUCAUAAGUCAUGCUUUAACAUCAUAUUAACAGCUAUUUGGAUCUCCCUUUUUCUUUAUUAAUCUUAUUUUCGAACUAUAUUCUGUUGAGUGAUAAAAACUGGUUCGAGAUUUCCUUGCACUUUAGUUGUGUAAAUUUCUCAUGCUGUUUUAUGUCUAUUUGUUAUGAAAUUUGAAGCCGGUGUGGUCAGAAUCAUGAAACAUAUCAUUCAUGUUGCUCUUGCCUGAUGACAAAAAUGUGCCUAUUCUUAAAUUUAGACACUGUAUCUACUUCAUGAUAAUCAUAUAAUGAGUACAAUUGUUCCAUAUUUGUGUUUGUGUGCCGUUAAUCUUUCUUAGUUUCAAGAAAUUACACAACUUAAUUUUGUCUACGCGUGUUGCAGGAAUUCGAACAGAUAGCCUCGUGCGAAGCAGCCUGCACAGUAAGGUACCAGCUGCGAAGAACUUCUUCGUUCUAAUACUACGUCGACAUAGUUUUUGUAGCUCUGCUGAAUGGAGCCUAUACAUGUGUUACUGCAGUAUGUAAAAAUGUGUAGGAGGUGAGGACCGAGAUGCUUAUUAGAAAGAAAUUACCGUAAAAACAGAGCCCAAAUGUAUAUUUGAUAUGAAGUUUUGUUAUUAAAUUAUUUAGCUGUGGUUAAGAGUCAAAA